GUAUACCAAGCGAGGUAGUUAACAUCUCGCCACUGCGGCGCCCCAUUUUUAUUUUGUGGAGAGAGGUAGUCAGUCAUAGGCACAGGAUAAAAAGGAAGACCAUGAGUCUGGACUUGAACAGGGGCAGUUAGUCAAGAGCAUGGCUUGAGGAAUAGGCGUUCCAGACUAUGGGGGACAGUGGAGCAAUAAAAGUUGACAAAGGGCUUCAAGUGAAAGCCCUCAUAUCAAUUCUAAAGCUCCCAAUAUGUACAUAGAAGCACGUGUACUGUUUGGCAUAGUAUGAUGUUUGUAAUUGGUUCGUGCGACCUCCUCUGGCCACUAGUAACUGCUACAGAAUAUUGUCUCAUGUUACGACAUGUUUAACAUUUUGCAGUGUGCGUAGACAAAUAAUAUAUUUAAAAGAUCACUUUGAAGGAAUAUUUAGUAGUUUCACAUGUUGUAUUUCAAAUGUGAACAGAUAUAAUGUUCACAUUCCCAUACAUUCUUCACCCACAGAAAAAUACAGUUGAACUAUCGUGGGUGGCACUGCCGUUCUGAAUGUUUGCCCUUGAAUUAAUUUUAAACGGAUGGUGUAGUUUUUUUUAAUCUCCACAUGUUUACAGCCAGAGUGAAGUACUUUCACACACACAAGUUAUUGUACACACGCCGAAAGGAUUCUGAAACGUGCAAAUGAACAUUUAUCUCUGGACAUGAGCAACACAUUACACAUUUUUUUUUGGGACCUCUGCUGCAGGAAGUGGGUUUUGAGGGUGACUUAUCACACUGAUGAACCUGGCAGAGAACUGCCAUGCUGCUUGGUGGCACGUAUGUAGAAUUAGAAUUCGUCAUCAACAAAAAUGAAAAAAAUAAGAAAAAAUCAAACAAGCACCCACCACUGACUGGGCCUCGAUUCUGAUAAAGCUCACGCGGCGCUCUACAACAGCAUUAGUCGCUGCAGAAAACAGCAACAGCGGGGAUCUGAGGUCCCGUCAUGGCUCCGUUGCUGCUGGACUCUGCGAGCGCCGUGACACUCCCCGUGUGGCCGCUCGUCCUGAUUGUGGCCGCUGCCUCCUUGUCGUUGGUGCUGCUGCUCGCGCUGUGUGCCCACUGCAAUCGGGCAGAGGAUUGUAAAGAAAAUGGCGUGAACGUAGUACUCACCAAUGCGGUCCACGGUGAACGAGGCCAGCAAGGGCACCUGCUUGGCGGAGGCGAGGAGACCAAUGGAGAAGUGACGAAUGGCACCGGUGCAGCACAGCAGCAGGAGGACCUGAGCCCCAGCAGCGCCACGGAACGGCAGGACGACGAGAGUGCGGAUCCAGUCGCUGGCGACGAAUGUCCGGACAAGGCGGCGGACGAACCCCCGUCGCCCAAGGCCACCUCGUGCUGCCCGAGACGACAGCGGCGGUGGGGCCGGAGGGCAGAGGGCCGCAACGUCGCGACGGCGGCGCGGAGAGACUCGGGGGCGGACGACAACCUCUACGAGGACGUGGAGAACGCCGUCAGGGGAUUGGUUCAGGCGGAGGGGACCCAGCCGACCCCGGCUCCGCGACCCUCCGAGUCGCGGGGUCAAGUGGCCCCGCAGGCCGAGCCCUGCUACGCGGAGGUCCGGAAGAAGACCAAGGAGGGCGGCGCCGUGAAAUCGACCCCGAGGGAAAACAAAAAGAUGGUGGCGUUCAAGGACAGCAAGGGAGAGUGCCACUGUGAUAGUGAAGAGGUGGCACCUCCGCCGCCAGAGAAGACCUGGGCGCAGCAGAGGGCACAGGAGGAGGAGGGGAACGCCCCUGCCAGCGACAGCAAUCCGACUGCAAGCGGCAGCGGUGGACAGGCGGCGCCGAGGGAGGCCGAGGUCCUGUACGCCACGUUGGAGGAGGCGGGAGCCAAAAGCGAGGAGGCGGUGACGAACCCGAGCGACCGGGCGCCGCCACCCCAGAGGCCACCGUCUGUGCAGCGGCCCAUGUUCCUGCCGCGGAACAACGAGACGACGCACGUCACGUAUGCCGAGGUGAGGCUGCAGCCGGCGAAGAGCGAGGAUCAGCAGCGGAGGAGCAACUCGGAGGUUCAUUACGCCACCAUCGUCGGCACCGUCAGCGGCGGCGGUGACAGCGAGUGCUUUUACGCCACCGUGCAGGAGGCCAUGCCUGCCUCGAGGAAAUGAGUGUCACAGCAACCCCUCCACCCCCCACCCCUGACUGCCGAUUGUAAUAUUUUUUUAUAUAUAAAUUUUCGUAAACAAGCCACGUGCCGCUUAUGACCCCACACUUAAUAAUCAAACACGGUCUUAACUCGCCAGGCAAUGUAAUCGACCUGCCCACCCCGUUUCGCACGAGGCUAUAAUUUUUUUUUUACGAUAUAUAUAGAAAACAAAUCUAUAAUCCGGCAUGCUUGACACAAGCACGCGCUCCCUGUCACAAUAGACGAUCGAUAAGCACGGACAAUUACGUACGUCCGAAAUCAUCACCACGACGCAGCAAAGCGUUGAUGAAUUCAGUUGUGCCUCCCAGGUCAGGUCGCGAUUGGCCCAGGAGACAAGGUGACACGUCGUGCAGCGGCUGUGACUCGCGUGCGCACAAUCAACGGUAUAAGCACUUAGUCUUUUCACAUUGGGCUCAUCGUCAAGCGAACUAAACUUUCAGGGAUUCUUUGUUGUUGUUGUUCUUGUUGUUGUUUUCUAUUCCAAGACGACUUUAUUUAUGAGACUACGGCACGGGCGAUGACAAACAACUGCAUGGCCGCAAUGAGUUUGGCGCACGGGAGGCAUUCGACAUAACACGUGGCGAGUCUGUAUAUUUUUACGAUGUAUGUUUCGUCCAGACAUCUCCCCCUAGUCCGCUCCACCAGUUUCCACGAACGAGAAGUAUUAUUUUUUUGUUUAUACCAUAUGUAGUUUUUACGUGAACAAUGUCAAUAAUUGUGAACGAUUCGAACCUUUAUCGAGUCAAUUGGAUGAUAAUUGGCCCUGGAGCUGCUAAUUCAGUCUAUCAUUUACGAUAACCUCGGUGCAAAAUUGUCGCUGCAUCUCAAUAUCAUACAAUGGAUCGGCAUGCACGCAGUUUCAUGUCCCCCCCCCACCGCACCUCCAAUUUGUACGGCGCGAAAGAGGUUCAACAUACGUACACACGUACACGCACCUUGCCGAGCAAUGUGUGCCAGAGCCGGUGAAUCUUAUCGGACUUUCCGAUCAACUGAUAUAUGCAGAUCUGGGUCAGUUUGGGGCCAAAUAAACUGCAAAACUGCAUGCAUAAGGCAUUGUAAUUCGAAUCUCAUUAUUCACAGCAUGCGUGUAGCGGUUUUUCAAUUCAUCAAGUAAAAUCUAUUCAUAUUCUCACGGUACACGCAUCGAAUCGUAACAUCCCGCAAGUCGGCGAAUGAUUUCUGCAUUAUAUGCGAAUAAUACGCUCGCAUUGUUCCAUGUAAAUGCCACAGCGACAAACAGAAAACUGGAGCAACAAGACGACAACGAUCGAAAAACGAUACAAAAGUGAAGACGCAACACAACAACUGUUGCAUCAAAUCGAGAGCCAAAAUCGUGACAAUCCAUAGAAUUGCUGUGGUUGGUAAAUCUUUGCAUGCCCACUGCCAAUGUUUGGAUAUCACUCAUCAAGGAUGUUAGCCGUGGCUGAUAAUGGAGCUCAGUUCACAGAGUUCACAGGGAACUCUGCCAACCACUGCACCACUGCAAAGACAAAGAUCCCCCGUAUAGCCUGUAAUAGACUGUCUUUGCAAGUGCUGUUAGCGAGUAGCACCUAUGAAGGCUGGCAC
This is a messenger RNA of Petromyzon marinus (sea lamprey), 3738 nucleotides long. RefSeq lists its product as uncharacterized. The record is from RefSeq and is a predicted model, not a curated record. Lineage: Eukaryota; Metazoa; Chordata; Hyperoartia; Petromyzontiformes; Petromyzontidae.